GUAACAUUCAAACAACCAAACAAACCCACUUCAAGAAAAAAACAACUCUUCUUUCCUCUUUUUCCAAUCCAAAAGCCGCUUUUUAACUGUUUCCAGUAUCACUCUCAUUCAUUUUUUUUACAUUAAAAAAACACCCAAAGGAAAAAAAAAAAGAAGGAAAUUGCUUCAGUUUAAGAAAUAGAAAGAAAAAGAGAGAUUGGUUUCUGUUGACUGAGCCAGAGCCGGCAAAAGCCGUCUCUGUUCUAUAUUUUUAUUUCUAUAUAUAAUUAUUUAUAGUACUAUCAAGUUUCCAAGAAUUUCAUAAUAUAUAUAUAUAUAUAUUAUAUUAUAUGCAUACAUAUUUAAGUGUACGCGUUUGUCAAAAAUCAAAGAGACCCACAUCCUAGGCGAUUAAUCAAAUUUCUAUUUUUUUCUUUGUCUUUCUCUCUGUUUCUCUAUUUCAACCUUAUCAGAUUUCCAGGUACUACGAAUUUGUUUCCACUGUUGUAAUCUUCUGAAAUAUUUCUGGGUUUUGAUUGUUUCCUGGAUUGGAGUUAUUUUCAUAUAUUUCUGAGGUUUUGUAGCGUUCUCUAAUUUUGAAAACUUGGGUCAUGGGGGGUGACUUUGAAUUGUUCAAAAGGAUUUAAAGCUAGAGCUUGGAUUUUCUAUCGAUCGUGUUGCCCAAAUUCUUCAACUUUGGCUACUUGAUGGAUUGGAUAUAGAGAAUUUUCGAAUUCUUUGGCAAGAUUGAUAAGAAAGGAUAGAGUUAGCUAGCUUGGUAGUAUUAAUUUUUAGAUGGUGAAUUAAGGUUGUUGAAGGAGGUUAUUUGUUGUUGGUGAUUUUAACUCUGUAUAUAUACAAACAUGGGUUGCAUGAGUUCUAAGUCUGCGGCGGUUGAAGAUAGCCGUGAGAACCACAAAGAGAGGCUGACGCAAAAAGGGUCAUUGGAUAAUCUUGUCGCACGAGCUAAUUCAUCAAGAAGACAGGAGGUUGUUCGAUCAAAGGAUAAAUAUGAUGGUGCUGACGUGAAGGUCUUGUUAGUCGAUAAGAAAACAAGUGGCUCCAAUCGUUUUUGUUAUAAUGAUCAGGUUGAGAAGAAGAGGAUCAUUGAUAAGUUUGAGGUGAUUGAGAAAAAUAAGGUAGAAAACUGUGAGGUUACAAUUGCUGGUCAUCAUCCUGGUUCAGGAAGGGUACUGAAUAGCAUAGAGGGAGAGCAGGUUGCAGCAGGGUGGCCUUCUUGGCUUGCAGCCGUGGCAGGUGAAGCUAUCCAGGGAUGGGUACCGCGACGUGCCAAUACCUUUGAGAAGUUGGAUAAAAUUGGCCAGGGAACUUAUAGUAGUGUGUAUAAGGCUCGUGACGUUAUUCAUAAUAAACUUGUGGCUCUGAAAAAAGUGCGGUUUGAUAAUCAUGAUCCUGAGAGUGUGAAGUUUAUGUCAAGGGAGAUUAUUCUUUUACGAAGACUUGAUCAUCCAAAUGUUAUUAAACUGGAGGGCUUGAUCACAUCCCCAAUGUCAUGCAGUUUAUACCUUGUUUUUGAAUAUAUGGAACACGAUCUUGUGGGACUCGCAUCACUUCGUGGGAUCAAGUUUUCAGAGCCUCAGAUUAAAUGCUACAUGCAGCAACUUCUAAGUGGCCUUGAUCAUUGUCACAGCAAUGGUGUUCUUCAUCGUGACAUAAAGGGUUCAAACCUUCUCAUUGACAGUAAUGGAAUCCUAAAGAUUGCAGAUUUUGGAUUGGCAUGUCAUUUUGAUCAUCACGAUAGUGCUCCAAUGACCAGCCGUGUAGUGACUCUUUGGUAUCGACCGCCAGAACUUUUGUUAGGAGCUUCACAUUAUGGGGUUGCAAUAGAUUUAUGGAGUACUGGUUGCAUACUUGGGGAGCUAUAUUCUGGAAAACCUAUUUUGCCUGGGAAAACAGAGGUUGAACAAUUACAUAAGAUUUUUAAGCUAUGUGGCUCACCAUCUGAAGAAUACUGGAGAAGAGCAAAAUUACCCCGUUCAACAGUGUUCAAGCCUCUACACCCAUAUAAACGAUGCAUUGUUGAAACAUUUAAAGACUUUCCUUCUCCUGUUGUUAGUCUCAUGGAGACCUUGCUUUCGAUUGAUCCUGUUCAUCGAAGAACUGCAGCUUUUGCUCUGAAGAGUGAGUUCUUUACAACACAACCUCUUGCAUGUGAUCCUUCAAGUUUACCCAAAUAUCCUCCUAGCAAAGAGAUUGAUGCUAAGUUGCGGGAUGAAGAAGCUAGAAGGCAAAGAGCAGUUGGGAACAGGGAUUCAAGGGUAGAUUUGGAAAGGAGGGGACAGAAGGAACCACUUGCAAUACCGACAUCCAAUUCUAAUACUGAGCUGGCUGCAUCAAUGCAGAGAAGACAACCUCAUCCUAAUUUGAAGAGCAGGAGUCAGAUGUUCGGCUCUCGUAAAGCAGAUGCCUUUUCUGGUUUUUUGAUUGAUCACCCUAGACACACAUGUGCUGCGAAAGAAGAAAGUAGAGAUUUCUUAGAGUACAAUAGAAACAAAAUUUCACAUUCAGGUCCAUUGGUUUACGCCAAUUUAUAUGGGAAGUCUGAGAAGGAACACAAUGAUCCUCCUAUGGUCUCAUCCAGAGCUAACUUAUCGAAGUUAUCUGGUUUAGCAGCUUCUAGAACUGUGGCUUCUGAAGAUCACAGAGAGAAACCUGGACCUUUGACUCUUGAAGCAUUAAACCAAGCAGGCAUGUCUCACAGAUCAUUUAAUGAAUUAGAGUCUACAGGAAAACUGGAUGUCAGAUGCCAUAUGCCGAAGACUGCAGAAUCCCCACAGACAGGAAGUGGAAGAGACUACGCUAAGGAAUCAAGUCUGCAUGGUCGUGGUCCCAGGGGAAACAAAAUUUAUGUCUCUGGUCCAUUACUUGCUCCAUCGGACAAUGUUGAUCAGAUGCUUAAAGAGCAUGACCGUAAGAUCCAAGAAUUUGCUCGAAGAGCAAGACUUGACAAGACAAAACUUGGGAAACUACAAGCUCAAGGGAAGCAGGUGACAGAAAAUUCAUUGCUUGUCUCUGCUCGUGGAGCUGGAUAGAUUUUUUUUUUCUCUCGUGGUGCAGCUGGAAAAGUCAUCUAGCCUGAUACCCAGAGUGAUAUCAGGAUCUAUUAUGUAUAGUGAGCCAAUCAUUUAAUUUCCUUUGAUUUGGUAACGUAUAAAUGUGAAUUUCAUACGAUAUUAGCUCUGUCUUUGUAGGUGGUUAGUACUUACAUCAAUAAUACAAUCAAUUAGAAGGAUUACAAUUUUGAAACUAUUCUUGUCAGUUGUCAUCAUAUCUUAUUUCAUAGAAUAAGAAUAUUCAGAAAUGAUAUAAAUGUGGAUAAAAACAGUGUUAUCUUGCCAUCAGAUUGAUUAUAAAGUUAUUUGAUUUCAGAUUUGAAUUUGAUUCAGUUUCAUAGGUUUACCUUAUCAUGUCGAUAUCUUUCCCUAGCUGCGAAAGGAAAAGGAUCAUCUUUGUAA
Durio zibethinus is the source of this 3455-nucleotide messenger RNA. Its product is annotated as putative serine/threonine-protein kinase At1g54610. Gene Ontology annotation, molecular function: ATP binding; RNA polymerase II CTD heptapeptide repeat kinase activity. Gene Ontology annotation, cellular component: nucleus; cyclin-dependent protein kinase holoenzyme complex. Lineage: Eukaryota; Viridiplantae; Streptophyta; Magnoliopsida; Malvales; Malvaceae. The record is from RefSeq and is a predicted model, not a curated record. Gene Ontology annotation, biological process: protein phosphorylation; positive regulation of transcription elongation by RNA polymerase II.